Molecule: messenger RNA, 1238 nt
Organism: Botrytis cinerea B05.10
Lineage: Eukaryota; Fungi; Ascomycota; Leotiomycetes; Helotiales; Sclerotiniaceae
Exons: 3
Coding region: 334-849 (171 amino acids)
Biological process (GO): fungal-type cell wall organization
Cellular component (GO): fungal-type cell wall
Molecular function (GO): structural constituent of cell wall
Source: RefSeq, a predicted model, not a curated record
GGGAAAGAAGAGUCUUUUAAGCGUGCAUACUUGGGUACGGCGCAGAUUCACCGUGGGUGUAUAAUAAAGUUACAUGGUCCCCAGCCAGAUCCACUUUCACGAUAUGAGAUCCUCAUUAUUAUAAUAAUUAAUCUCUCUCCCUCUCCUCUCUCACUUCUUUCUUCACUCACUUACCUCAUUCACUCCCAACACAACACACAUUCUCUUUUCUCUUUCCCAUCGCCAUAAUACCCGACUUCUAGUCACUCACAUUCGUUUCUCGCAAACACAUCCAAUCGCAAAAUAGUCCAGCCGUAAUCACUUAGUUCAUAAUAUCAAUCCCGAUCUUUCAAGAUGCAAUUCUCAACCGUCGCCAUGGUCUCUGCUCUCGCAGCCGCCGUUUCAGCCAACGGAAACUCCAGCAUGGCUGCCGUCUGGGUCACCGAUGUCGUUACCUCCUUCGUCACCGUCUGCCCAGCUGCCACCAGUUUCUCCUUCAACGGCGUAACUUACACUGCCACCGAGAGCGAGACCGUCACCAUCACCAACUGCCCAUGCACAAUCUCCAAGCCAGUUUACACCACCUCUUCCGUCAUCUGCAACACCUGCACUGCCGUCCCAACUGCUCCAGCUAGCUCUGCUGCCAUCAGCUCCGUCCCAGCCUGGGGUAACAGCACUGCCCCAGCCCCAACCGGCGGCGUUACCUCCACCAAGGGAUCAGUCGGUACCACCUCUGCCCCAGCCGCCGGAUCCAGCCCAUCUGCCUCGACCACUGCCCCAAUCGUCGUUUCCAACAACGGAAACCGCGCCAUCGCACUCUCUGGUGCCAGCCUUGCUGGUCUCCUCGGUGUUGCUGCUUACAUCUUGUAAACUCUCCACUUGAAGGACAGGAUCUCCACUUUGCAUUUCCCUCCUCGCAUAGUCCAUGGAUGCAUGAAGACAUAUCUUCCAUGAGAUGGAUAAUCUCUAAUUCAUGACCGCGCGUCGAAUCCUUUGCAAUCAAUACUGGAAGAUGUGGAAAGGUGGAAAUUUUUAGCGCAAGGAGAGUUUUAAGUGAAGUGGAAUGGCAAUGGGUACAAAAUAAUUCAUAUGGAUUGAGUUAUGCCAAUCACAUAACGAUGGUGUUUUUUUUUUCAACUUAGCAUUUGAGGGUUGGUUUGGAAGGGAAGGGAUGGAAGGUACUUUUUAAUUCAACUAAAUUCAUGACUACAAUUUUCCUCGAAAUGGAAUGAAUACCUACAUAUUAUUUAAACUGUCUA